Loxodonta africana (African savanna elephant) is the source of this 5694-nucleotide messenger RNA. It is a transcript of the gene DLL4, whose product is annotated as delta like canonical Notch ligand 4. The record is from RefSeq and is a predicted model, not a curated record. Gene Ontology annotation, molecular function: calcium ion binding; Notch binding. Lineage: Eukaryota; Metazoa; Chordata; Mammalia; Proboscidea; Elephantidae. Bases 422 to 2479 code for a protein of 685 amino acids. Gene Ontology annotation, cellular component: plasma membrane. The transcript is spliced from 11 exons. Gene Ontology annotation, biological process: Notch signaling pathway; multicellular organism development; negative regulation of Notch signaling pathway.
CUGGGCUGUGGCAGCUAGAGGCCCGGAGGGGAGGAGAGAGUGACCAUGAGUCUGAGUGACAGGCGGAGAGGAGUGGAGCCAAUAUAUAUAAGGAAGGCUCCCGAGCGCGCAGGUUUCAGAAGCGGCGCUGCGCGCAUGCCGGGAGCACGAAACCAAGAGCCGCAGCUCAAGCCACCUCGGUGCAGUGUAGCCGGGGCACUAGCCCGCUUGCAGCCCCAGGAUUAGACGGAGGACACGUCCUUAGCGCGACCGCCAUCCAGCCGCCCUUACCUGGAUUACUUACCGCGGCAGCUGGAGCGGAGCUCAAGGAGGAGCAGCGUCCCGGCAGAGCUGGGCUUUUCAGGGAAAAGCUAGCGAAAGCGGCGUCCGGAGCAGAGCCGGUUUCAAGGCCCGCGAGUGGAGAGAGCGAAGCCCCAGGGGGAUGGCUGGCGCGACCCGGAGCGCCUCUGGCUGGAUUCUACUGCUGCUGGUGGCACUUUGGCAGCAGCGCGCGGCUGGCUCCGGCGUCUUCCAGCUGCAGCUGCAGGAGUUCGCCAACGAGCACGGUGUCCUAGCCAGCGGGCGGUCGUGCGAGCCCCGCUGCCGGACCUUCUUCCACGUCUGCCUUAAGCAUUUUCAGGCGGUCGUCUCUCCCGGGGCCUGCACCUUCGGCAGCGUCUCCACACCGGUGUUGGGCACCAACUCCUUCGCGGUCGGGGACGACAGUAGAGGCGGAGGCCACAAUCCUCUCCAACUGCCCUUCAAUUUCACCUGGCCGGGCACCUUCUCACUCAUCAUCGAAGCUUGGCACGCGCUGGGAAACGACCUGCGCCCAGAGGCCUUGCCAGCAGAUGCACUCAUCAGCAGGAUCACCAUCCAGGGGUCCCUAGCUGUGGGCGAGAACUGGCUGCUAGAUGAGCAGAGCCGCUCCCUGACGAGACUGCGGUAUUCUUACCGGGUCAUCUGCAGUGACAACUACUAUGGGGACAACUGCUCGCGCCUGUGCAAGAAGCGAAAUGACCACUUCGGCCACUACGUGUGCCAGCCAGAUGGCAGCCUGUCCUGCUUGCCUGGCUGGACUGGGAAGUACUGUGACCAGCCUAUUUGUCUUUCUGGCUGUAAUGAGCAGAACGGCUACUGCAUCAAGCCAGCAGAGUGCCUCUGCCGCCCAGGCUGGCAGGGCCGCCUAUGCAAUGAAUGUAUCCCCCACAAUGGCUGUCGCCAUGGCACCUGCAGCACCCCCUGGCAAUGUACGUGUGAUGAGGGCUGGGGAGGCCUGUUCUGUGAUCAAGACCUCAACUACUGCACCCACCACUCCCCAUGCAAGAAUGGGGCGACAUGCUCCAACAGCGGGCAGCGGAGCUAUACCUGCACCUGUCGCCCAGGCUAUACUGGUGUGGACUGUGAGCUGGAGCUCAGCGAGUGUGACAGCAACCCCUGUCGCAAUGGAGGCAGCUGUAAGGACCAAAAGGACGGCUACCUCUGCCAGUGUCCCCCGGGAUACUAUGGCUUGCACUGUGAACGCAGCACCUUGAGCUGCACCGACUCCCCCUGCUUCAAUGGGGGGUCCUGCCAGGAGCGCAACCAGGGGUCCAGCUAUGCCUGCGAAUGCCCCCCUAACUUCACUGGCUCCAACUGCGAGAAGAAAGUGGACAGGUGCACCAUCAACCCGUGUGCCAAUGGAGGCCAGUGCCUGAACCGAGGCCCCAACAGCUUGUGCCGCUGCCGUCCAGGCUUCACGGGCGCCCGCUGUGAACUCCCCAUCAGCAGCUGUGCUCGCAGCCCUUGCGCUCAUGGAGGCACUUGCCAUGACCUGGAGAAUGGGCUCUUGUGCACCUGCCCUCCCGGCUUCUCAGGACAGCGCUGCGAGGUGCGAACACCCAGCGAUGCCUGCGCCUCAGGGCCCUGCUUCAACGGAGCCACCUGCUACACUGGCCUCUCCCUGGACAGCUUCAUCUGCAAUUGCCCCUAUGGCUUCCUGGGCAGCCGCUGCGAGAUCCCUGUGGACUUGCCUCCCAGCUUCCCCUGGGUAGCUGUCUCUCUGGGUGUGGGGCUGGUGGUGGUGCUGGUGCUGCUGGGCAUGGUGGCUGUGGCUGUGCGGCAGCUGCGGCUUCGGCGGCCAGACGAUGACAGCAGGGAGGCCAUGAACAACUUGUCAGACUUCCAGAAGGACAACCUGAUCCCCGCUGCCCAGCUCAAGAACACAAACCAGAAGAAGGAGCUGGAAGUGGACUGUGGCCUCGACAAGUCCAACUGUGGCAAGCAGCAGAACCAUACACUGGACUACAAUCUGGCCCCAGGCCUCCUGGGCCGGGGGACCAUUCCGGGGAAGUACCCCCACAGUGACAAGAGCUUAGGGGAGAAGGCGCCACUGCGGUUACACAGUGAAAAGCCAGAGUGUCGGAUAUCAGCGAUAUGCUCCCCCAGGGACUCCAUGUACCAGUCUGUGUGUUUGAUAUCAGAAGAGAGGAACGAAUGUGUCAUUGCUACGGAGGUAUAAGGUAGGAGCCUAACCAGGACAUCCCAGCUUCGGCCAAGCGGCUGGACCUUCCUUCUGCAUUGUUUACAUUGCAACCUGGAUGGGACAUUUUUAAUAUGCACCGUGCUGCUCUCGGGAGGAGGAGGGAACGGCAUGAACUGGACAGACUGUGAACUUGCCAAGAAAUGCAAUGCCCUUCCACACCUUUGGGUGUCUGUCUGGCAUCAGAUUGGCAGCUGUGCCAGCCAGGGGAACAGAAGAGAGGUGCCACUUGGAGCUGCCCUGGCAGCAGUGGCCUUCAGAGAGCUCCUUUUCCAGAGGGAGUAGCAGUGGGCCCUUGGGGCUUGGAGCUGCUGUGGCCUCCACUGGUGUCUGUGUUUCUGAAAGUGCCUUUGGCCCAGGCUCCCUGGCGACAGCUGGGCCGAAAUCAGAGAGAAGUGAGGGAGCCAACCAGGUCAGGGCCCCGUGUGGGCCACAACGCUGUCGGCCCAAGCUCUUGGCAGGAGCUGCUGUGCAGGAGAGAGGAGCGCCCGAAGGGAGAGGAGCGCUUUUGCCCCGUGUCUCCAACGACUGCAUGUGGGCCUCUCUCCCUGGCCCAGGCCCGCAGGGCAAAAAGGUUGGUAAGCCUUACCGGGCCUCCCCAGCCUCUGGCACUGGGUGCUUCUGGGCUCCUGUGUGCAGGCAGGUGGAGGACCUGCCGCUUCUGCCAGCCAGGGGCGCCAGGCCUGACUGGGGAGCUCAGGGAAAUUAUGUUGGAAAUUCUAAUGAGGAAGAAACGGGGGCCGCUGCCACGUGGUCCCUUUCUUCCCUCAAGCCCACCUCUAUGGCCUCAAGCCCGGGCUCUACCCAUGCCCACUACUGCCCCCAGACCACCUUGGAAGCUGACCCUCAGAAAUCAAUAAUAUGAGUUUUUAUUUUGUUUGUUUUUUGUAGUUUAUUUUGAAGUCUAGUAUUUCGAUAAUUUAAGAAUCAGAAGCACUGACCUUUCUACAUUUUAUAACAUUAUUUUGUAUAUAAUGUGUAUUUAUAAUAUGGAACAGAUGUGUACAGAAGUUUAUUACUUUUCGGGUCCUGUCUUUGUGAUGACAGUGUGGGAAUCCUCCGUUGGUCCUCUAACCCCCCUUCUCCUAUGGCUGCCGGGUGCCCCCCGGAAUCCCCUGGGACCAGUGCACACACUUGGGUUUAGCAUGUUGUGCCCCAGACCUUGGUCACCUUGGGGUCCUUGGGGACCCAGCCUCACCCAUCUGAGUCCCCAACUUAGGCCAGCCUACCUUGCCUGUUGGUUUUGAGGCUGACUACAGCUCACCCUUCCCCCUUUAUGCUCCCACCAUUCCUUGGGGCAUCGUCCCCCUGACUGGACUCUACCCUCCCCACCCUUUCUCUCCUCAAGUCUGAAAAAGCUUAUGGAGCUCCCUAGGGUGCCUGGGGGAUACAAGUGCUUUGGGCAAGGAGACAAUGCUGCCCAUUUUCCUCUUAUUGGCCAGGAUGUUCCUGCAGAGAAUGGGGUCUCUGAACCGUGCUGACAGCUGGGCCCUUCUUCUGCCCUUGCAGGGUCUUAGGUGGGCUGAUGUCCUGCUCUUGCCUCAGUUCCUGCAGGGUGCUGGCCUCCGGUGGGGGUGGGACUUGGCCCUGGGUUUGUCCACCUUACAGCUGAGUGAGAGAGCUGAGGUUCUGGGCACCUUGUCUGCUCAGAGCUCUGAAGUUUAUUGAAGACUUGGAGAUGGGAAGAGGAGGAGGAGGUGGCUUUCCCUGAGUCCAGGUUACUCUGGCUGAGGAAUUAUUAGGGGGUUUCCAGUCUCUCCCUCAUACCUAGCUCCUUCUAAGAGGUGGGAUGGUCCCUGUGGUGCCAAGGUCCUCUCUCUACAGCUGCAAACAUACCCCAUGGAGAGCAAAUGCUGAAAAAAUGAGCCAUGGACAAAAAGCUGAGCAGAGGCUCCCAAAUUUGAGCCUGUUUGCAGUAAAGCAAGAUAGAUCCAUCCGAUGCCUCCUUCCUAAUGGAGUCUAUGUAUAUGGACUGCUCCUUGCCCUCCAUUUUUGUCCUUCUCCCUGACACACAGCAUGCCUGCCCUGAUCUGGGUGACUAUGCCAAAGAACAAGGGUGUAAGUGACAUGUUUAUCUACAUUCCCUCGCAUACACACACUCCACACCUCCCUCACCGGCCCUGGUCCCCUUGCUGCACACACAGGGUAUCAAACAGGAAAGCAUUCAGGGAACUGUUCCCACAGCCUAAGCCGGCAGCAGGGGGAAGAACAACAAGACCUCACUCUUCCUGCCCAAAAUGAAACAGGAAAGCGGCUCCCGGGCCCUGGGGGGCGGGGGAAACUGGGCCCGGACACGAAUUGGAGAUGACGAGGCUCCCAUGUGGGGGACAGGUAGGACACCCGCGGGCCUGCACGUCCACACCUCCAGGCUGUGCAGGGUUGCACAGGCUGUCAGCCUCUCGAGAAGAGUCCUGCGGGGACCUGGCUGGCUAGACUCAUUUGCUCUGAUGCCCUAGAUGGUGAGCUGGGGGAGCCCAUGGACCUUUCUGGGGAAAGGGGGGACCUGUGCAUGGAUUGACCUGGGCAGCUCCAACCUGUAGCUCAUGCCAGGUGCCACCUCUAGCAGCACAGUAGCUGGGUCAGGCAGGCGCUCGGGGUAUGAACAAGCCACAGUGGAAACCCUCUUCCUAGGACUUCCUGAAGGUCCCUCCCUGAGAGCCCAGCCACUUCUCACAGGUAAGAUACCCAAGACUUCCUGAGUGGCCAGGUGUACAGGAGUUGUUCCAGGCUUGACAGACACAAGGCCAGAGGAUAGCUCCAGACUAACCAUGAAGUGCCUUCCUUGAUUUAGCAAAUGCAGGUGUUUAACCAGAGAACUCAGAGUUCAGCAGUUCCUAAACAGCCUGCGGCCGGGCCCUACCUAGAGGAUAAAUAUGGCCCCAUCUGACGUCCAGUUAUGAGGACAUCUGCUUUCUGAGGACCCCCUGGUUGAUAACCACCAGCUCACUGUGGGGAGAUGAGUCCAGGAUGGCACUGUAGAGAAAGGAGAAAUGCCUUUAUUGUGCUCAGGCCAGGCCCCCUCACCUGCCUCGGGGCCACGAUCAGGGGGCAAGGGGAAAAAGGUGUGUCUCAGCACUCCCUACCCUAGGCUAGAUAAGGCCCCCAGACCGUCUCUUUCUCACCGGGACCCCACAGACCUCUGCCUAGGUUCCCUCCCUGCAGCUCUCCCGAGGGCCCGCAGGAUCCGCGGACCC